GUAUAAAACUAAAUGCAGCCACUUUCUAAUUCCAAGUCCUUCGCCUGUUUAGAGUGCAGCUUUUGUUUAUAUAUAUAUAAGACGAGCAUAAAAGAACUCAUUAGAUUCAGUGCUGGUAAUUGAAAAUUUGCAGUUGUGGGUGAAUGUUGAAGGACAGGAAUGGAAGAAGAAGCAAGAACAAGCCCACUUAUUGAGAAUGGAUUUCUUUUGCCUGGCGAAAAUGAUGGAUACACGGAACAUUUCUCAUCAACCAUUACUUCUAUGUUGGUCUUCAGCACCACAGUUGCUGUUUGCGGGUCCUAUGUUUUUGGAAACUCUGUGGGUUAUUCAUCCCCAGCUGAGACUGGCAUUGUGGAUGACCUUGGCCUUAAUAUGGCUGAGUAUUCGAUUUUUGGUUCAAUAUUAACAAUUGGAGCAAUGAUAGGUGCAGUAGCAAGUGGGCGGAUAGCUGAUAUAAUUGGUCGUAGAGGUGCUAUGGUGGUUUCAGAAACAUUCUGCAUCCUGGGAUGGCUCGCAAUUAUAUUUGCCAAGGAUGCCUUUUGGCUUGAUCUUGGAAGAUUUUCUCUGGGGUGUGGAAUUGGGCUUCUUUCUUAUGUGGUACCUGUAUAUAUUGCAGAAAUUGCCCCCAAGAAUAUUAGGGGAGCAUUUACAUCUCUUAACCAGGUGAUGAUAGGUUUGGGCAAAGCACUUACAUUUCUCGUUGGUUCUCUUGUCAAUUGGAGAAUAUUAGCUAUAAUAGGAAUUAUUCCAUGUCUAGUGCAGCUGUUAUGCUUAUGUUUCAUUCCAGAGUCCCCAAGAUGGCUGGCAAAAAUAGGUCAUAUAAGAGAGUUUGAAUCUUCUCUGCAGCGUCUCAGGGGAAAUGGUACUGAUAUAUCACAAGAAGCAGCAGAUAUCGAAGAAUAUACUGUCUACGUCUGUGAAAACUCAGAAGAUGGAAUUUUUAAACUGUUCCAGAGAAAGUAUGCUUAUUCACUCAUUGUUGGGGUUGGGCUGAUGGUGUUCCAAGAAUUUGGAGGGCUCAAUGGUUUCGCAUUUUACACAAGCACAAUUUUUGACUCAGCUGGUUUCUCAAGCACAAUUGGCACCAUAGCAGCUUCAGUUACUCAGAUUAUAAUGACAACUUUGGGGGCAUUGUUAAUAGAUAAAUUGGGAAGAAGACUGCUACUAAUGAUAUCUGCAGUAGGAACUUGCUUGGGUUGUGUUCUUACAGGAUUGUCAUUCUUCUUCCAGGAUCUUCACAUGGUCAGGGAGGAUGUGACUUCUGUUUUGGUGCUUUUGGGUGUAUUGCUGUACUUAGGUUCCUUUGAAUUUGGCAUGGGAGGGAUACCCUGGAUUAUCAUGUCGGAGAUAUUUCCCAUAAACAUAAAGGGCUCGGCUGGAAGUCUUGUCAAUUUGGUUAGCUGGAUUGGUUCUUGGGUUAUUGCCUACACUUUCAACUUUUUGUUUGAGUGGAGUUCAGCAGGAACAUUCAUCAUUUAUGGUGGCAUAAGUAUAGCAGGUGUUGUGUUCAUUGCAAAGCUGGUUCCUGAGACUAAAGGAAGAACACUCGAGGAAAUCCAAGCAUCAAUCACAAAUUUUGUAGGAACAAUAAGCAUGGAGGAAGAUGGAACAAGAUCACCAUUUUUGGAAGAAAAGGUGGAUCAUAAGAAUUGGGAGAUGAAUGAGCAUUCUUCUUCUUCUUCUUCUUCUUCUUCUUCCUCGUCCAUCACAUUUACGCUUGUUUUCUCCGCAUUAACCAUUGUUUGUGGUUUUUACAUCUAUGGAAAUGCUAUGGGGUAUUCAUCACCUGCUGAAUCUGGAAUCUUGGUUGAGCUCCGCCUUUCUUUGGCAGAAUAUUCGCUUUUUGGUUCAAUAUUAACAAUAGGGGGACUAAUGGGUGCAUUAUUGUGUGGGAAGAUGGCAGACCUCAUUGGUCGGAAAGGUGCAAUUUGGAUUUCAGAUGCAUUGUGUCUCAUAGGGUGGCUUGCAAUUACAUUUUCCAAGGUUGCGUGGUCACUUGACCUUGGAAGACUGUUGGUGGGAAUUGGAAUUGGGAUUCUUUCUUAUGUGAUACCUAUUUAUGUUGCAGAAAUUACACCCAAGAAUUUCAGGGGAGCAUUUGCAUUACUUAUUGCACUUAUGAUGGGUUCUGGCAUAUCAGUUACGUUUAUCAUUGGUUCUGUCUGUAACUGGCGCAUCUUGGCUCUACUAGGUACUAUUCCAUGUCUAAUUCAGCUCCUUGGUGCAUUUUUCAUUCCAGAGUCUCCCAGAUGGCUUGCAAAAGUUGGCAGAGAAAAAGAGCUGAAAGUUGCUCUCCAGAGCCUUAGGGGAAAGAAUGCUGAUAUUUCUCAAGAGGCUGCUGAAAUCAUUGAUUAUACACAGAACUUUAAUCAGACAUCAGAAGAUGGCAUUAAAGAGUUGUUUCAAAGGAAAUAUGCUCUUGCAAUUAUUGUUGGAGUUGGGCUGAUGGCAGUUCUACAAUUUGGAGGGCUCAAUGGCUAUUCUUACUAUUUAAGCUCUAUUUUAGAAUCAGCUGGUUUCCCUAGUAGUGUUGGGUCUGUGGCAGCAAGUAUUGUUCAGAUAGUGAUGAAUAUUUGCAGCUUGUUCUUAAUUGAUAAAUUUGGAAGAAGACCACUUCUACUGGUUUCUACAAGUGGAUGCUGCUUAGGUUCACUUGUAACAGGAUUGUCCUUUCUAUUGCAGGGCUAUCACCUAGGGAAAGAAAUCACUCCCAUUCUGGCACUUGCAGGAAUAUUGGUAUUUAUAGGUUCUGUGUCAAUAGGCCUGGGAGGAAUACCAUGGAUUAUGGUGGCAGAGAUAUUUCCUGUAAACGUAAAAGGUUCAGCAGGAAGUUUAGUAAAUUUGUUCAGCUGGUCUGGGAGUUGGAUUGUUGCAUAUACUUUCAAUUAUUUGUUUGAGUGGAGCUCAGCAGGGGUAUUUCUGAUUUAUGCAAUCAUUGCUGGCUUGGGAGUUAUAUUUGUGGCAAAUUUGGUGCCAGAGACAAAGGGGCGAGCACUUGAAGAGAUACAAGCAUCAUUGAUUGCCUAGACUUAGUCCACCUGUGAUCCAAAAUACAAAUAUGUGGAACUCAUAUAUUUAAUAAGUGAAUAUCAUAUAUUUUGUGUCUUAAGUACAAGAUAAAUCGAGUUCAGGCAAAAAAAAAAAAAAUCCAUGCGAGGAUAAUGGGGUUGAGAUUUUAUGAGAUGGGUUCAAACAAUAUCAAGCAUAAUAACCCAAGAAAUUUAAUUUAAGUGAUUUUUCAUUGCUUAUAAGAUAUCAAAAUUACACUUCA
Molecule: messenger RNA, 3271 nt
Organism: Hevea brasiliensis (rubber tree)
Lineage: Eukaryota; Viridiplantae; Streptophyta; Magnoliopsida; Malpighiales; Euphorbiaceae
Product: myo-inositol transporter 1A
Exons: 36
Coding region: 160-3027 (955 amino acids)
Biological process (GO): transmembrane transport; carbohydrate transport
Cellular component (GO): membrane
Molecular function (GO): sugar transmembrane transporter activity
Source: RefSeq, a predicted model, not a curated record